Messenger RNA from Phytophthora infestans T30-4, 516 nucleotides. RefSeq lists its product as uncharacterized. Bases 1 to 516 code for a protein of 171 amino acids. The transcript has 2 exons. The record is from RefSeq and is a predicted model, not a curated record. NCBI's taxonomy places the organism in Eukaryota, Oomycota, Peronosporomycetes, Peronosporales, Peronosporaceae.
AUGUCUGCCGCCAACACGCUUGUGUGGAGCCACCGCAAGCUCGCUGUCUGGGCCCCGCCCGCGUUCGGGCUACCAAACUUUGGUCCAAAGGCACCCUCCAUCCAUACUGUGUCAAGGCUGCUGAAGCGGGAGGCACAGCCGCUCUCAACAUCUAUUGACUAUUUAGACAGCAAGAAGGCAUCGUCACCCACGUGGUUGCUGCUGGAGACGUACUUGGUGGAGCAGCUGGCAGAGUUUGAAUCGCGACGGGCUGCGAUAGCUUGCGCGAGCCCCAAGCUUACCAAAAGCGGCUGGCAGCACCACUUUAUGGCUCGCCACGGCCUCAAGAAUCGAUGGGGAUAUCAGCUCGUGGAUAUCGACGCUGCUCGUCGUAAGCGACUCGAGCUGCGUGACAAUGAGGAUGCUGCACCCCAAAACUACAGCGGCGCUCCAACCUAUGGGCCAAGGGGUCAUAGCAUGGUUAAAGCAGCGCUUUAUGGCUGCAGGGACACAAGCGGCAGCUCUUCAUCUACUUGA